Molecule: messenger RNA, 993 nt
Organism: Knipowitschia caucasica
Lineage: Eukaryota; Metazoa; Chordata; Actinopteri; Gobiiformes; Gobiidae
Source: the annotation of a GenBank genome assembly
AUGGCAGAGACAGAGGUGAAGAGAGCAAAGCCCACAGCACCUGUAGCACCUUUAGCACCUGUGCCAGUGGAGCCGACGGAGCAGAAGGCAAAGAGCAAAGAGCCGUGUAAGACGUGUCAGAAGCACAAGGCUCCUGGAAACAUGGCCGUCCCUCCAGCGUACGCCGAUCUGGGAAAGUCCGCCAAAGACAUCUUCAGCAAGGGCUUCGGUUAUGGCAUUCUGAAGCUGGACAUCAAGACCAAGUCCCAGAAUGGAGUGGAGUUUGCCACCUCUGGGUCCAGCAACACGGACACAGGGAAGUCCGGCGGUCACCUGGAGACCAAGUACAAGCUGAGCGACCUCGGCCUCAGCUUCAACCAGAAGUGGAACACGGACAACACGCUAACCACAGAGAUCACCAUGGAGGACCAGCUGGCGAAGGGACUGAAGCUCGGUUUGGACACAGCCUUUGUGCCGAACACCGGGAAGAAAAGUGCCAAAGUGAAGAGUGCGUACAAGCGUGAGUUCAUAAAUGCCAGCUGUGACCUGGUUCUGGACGGAGCGGGGCCCACGGUUCACGCCGCUGCGGUCCUGGGCUACGAGGGCUGGCUGGCCGGGUACCAGGUCGCCUUCGACACGGCCAAGUCGGUACUGAGCCAGAACAACUUCUCCAUCGGGUACAAGGCCGGGGACUUCCAGCUGCACACCAACGUGAACGAUGGUACAGAGUUUGCUGGUUCCAUUUACCAGAAGGUGAACAGCAGCCUGGAGACGGCGGUGAAUCUGGCCUGGACCGCGGGCAGCAACAACACACGCUUUGGGAUUGGGGCCAAGUAUCAGCUGGACAAGGACACAUCCCUCAAUGCCAAAGUGAAUAACACCUGCCUUGUUGGAGUUGGAUACACACAGACACUCAGGCCCGGUGUGAAACUCACGCUCUCGGCUCUCGUGGACGGGAAGAACGUGAACGGCGGCGGACACAAGGUCGGCCUGGGCUUCGAGCUGGAGGCUUAA